Messenger RNA from Lepus europaeus (European hare), 6221 nucleotides. It is a transcript of the gene JAK2, whose product is annotated as Janus kinase 2. Gene Ontology annotation, cellular component: membrane; cytoskeleton; cytosol. The coding region runs from base 359 to 3757 and encodes 1132 amino acids. The transcript has 25 exons. Lineage: Eukaryota; Metazoa; Chordata; Mammalia; Lagomorpha; Leporidae. Gene Ontology annotation, molecular function: ATP binding; non-membrane spanning protein tyrosine kinase activity; cytokine receptor binding. Gene Ontology annotation, biological process: intracellular signal transduction; cell differentiation; hemopoiesis. The record is from RefSeq and is a predicted model, not a curated record.
CUGCCGCGGCACAGGAAGAGGCCUGGUCCCUGCCGUCCAGGGAUGUGAGUGGGAGCCGAGCCCGCACGGGAGGGCCCCCGAGGACCCAGCCUGGCGGGCGCUCGGACCCGUGCCCACUCUGGGGGCUUCGCAGACCUGGGCCAGCCUGAGACGCCGGGUAAGAGCCGCCCCUGCGAGCUUGGGGGCGCGCCCUCGUCGCCUGAUCCGUGCAGCCGGUUUCAGAAGCAGGCAACGGGACCAAGAUGUGAACUGUGUGUCUUCUGCAGAAGGAAAAGAGGCCCUUCCUCCGCCUCCGACGGUUCGCGAUCCUGGCUGCUGGGCUUCAUCGCCUUGGCAAAUGUUCUGAAGAAGACUCUUCAUGGGAAUGGCUUGUCUUACAAUGACAGAAAUGGAAGAAACAUCUACAACUCCUAUACAUCAGAAUGGUGAUAUUCCUGGAAAUCCUAAUUCUGUGAAACAGAUAGAUCCAGUCCUUCAGGUGUAUCUUUACCAUUCACUUGGGAAAGCUGAGGGAGAUUAUCUCAUCUUCCCAACUGGGGAGUAUGUUGCAGAAGAAAUUUGUGUUGCUGCUUCUAAAGCUUGUGGUAUUACACCUGUAUAUCAUAAUAUGUUUGCUUUAAUGAGUGAAACAGAAAGAAACUGGUAUCCACCCAACCAUGUCUUCCAUAUAGAUGAGUCAACCAGUCAUAAUGUCCUCUACAGAAUAAGAUUUUACUUUCCUCACUGGUAUUGUAAUGGCAGCAACAGAACUUAUCGACACGGAGUAUCUCGAGGUGCUGAAGCACCUCUUCUUGAUGACUUUGUCAUGUCUUACCUUUUUGCUCAGUGGCGGCAUGAUUUUGUGCAUGGUUGGAUAAAAGUACCUGUGACUCAUGAAACUCAGGAAGAAUGUCUUGGGAUGGCAGUGUUAGAUAUGAUGAGAAUAGCCAAAGAAAAGGAUCAAACUCCACUGGCCAUCUAUAACUCUAUCAGCUACAAGACAUUCUUACCAAAAUGUGUUCGAGCAAAGAUCCAAGAUUAUCAUAUUUUGACAAGGAAGCGAAUAAGGUAUAGAUUUCGCAGAUUUAUCCAGCAGUUCAGCCAGUGUAAAGCCACUGCCAGAAACUUGAAACUUAAGUAUCUUAUAAAUCUGGAAACUCUUCAGUCUGCCUUCUACACAGAGCAGUUUGAAGUAAAAGAACCUGGAAGAGGUCCUUCAGGUGAGGAGAUUUUUGCAACCAUUAUAAUAACUGGAAACGGUGGAAUUCAGUGGUCAAGAGGGAAACAUAAAGAAAGUGAGACACUGACAGAACAGGAUUUACAGUUAUAUUGUGAUUUUCCUGAUAUUAUUGAUGUCAGUAUUAAGCAAGCAAACCAAGAAGGUGCAAAUGAAAGCAGAGUUGUAACUAUCCAUAAGCAAGAUGGUAAAAAUUUGGAAAUUGAACUUAGCUCAUUAAAGGAAGCUUUGUCUUUUGUGUCGUUAAUUGAUGGAUAUUAUAGAUUAACCGCAGAUGCACAUCAUUACCUCUGUAAAGAAGUAGCUCCUCCAACAGUGCUUGAAAAUAUACAAAGCAACUGUCAUGGCCCGAUUUCAAUGGAUUUUGCCAUCAGUAAGCUGAAGAAAGCAGGUAAUCAGACUGGAGUAUAUGUACUUCGAUGCAGUCCUAAGGACUUUAAUAAAUAUUUUCUGACCUUCGCUGUUGAGCGAGAAAAUGUCAUUGAAUAUAAACACUGUUUGAUUACAAAAAAUGAGAAUGGAGAGUAUAAUCUUAGUGGAACUAAGAAGAACUUCAGUAAUCUUAAAGAUCUUCUGAAUUGCUACCAGAUGGAAACUGUUCGCUCAGACAGUAUAAUUUUCCAGUUUACUAAGUGCUGCCCCCCAAAGCCAAAGGAUAAAUCAAAUCUUCUAGUCUUCAGAACCAAUGGUGUUUCUGAUGUACCACUCUCACCAACUUUACAGAGGCACAAUAAUGUCAACCAAAUGGUGUUUCACAAAAUCAGAAAUGAAGAUUUGAUAUUUAAUGAAAGUCUUGGCCAAGGUACUUUUACAAAAAUUUUUAAAGGUAUAAGAAGAGAAGUAGGAGACUAUGGUCAACUACAUGAAACAGAAGUUCUUUUAAAAGUCCUGGAUAAAGCACAUAGAAACUAUUCAGAGUCUUUCUUUGAAGCAGCAAGCAUGAUGAGCCAGCUUUCUCACAAACAUUUGGUUUUAAACUAUGGAGUGUGUGUGUGUGGAGAGGAGAAUAUUCUGGUUCAGGAGUUUGUAAAAUUUGGAUCACUAGAUACAUAUUUAAAAAAGAAUAAAAAUUCUAUAAAUAUAUUAUGGAAACUUGAAGUGGCUAAACAGUUGGCAUGGGCUAUGCAUUUUCUAGAAGAAAAAACUCUUAUUCAUGGGAAUGUGUGUGCCAAAAAUAUUCUACUUAUCAGAGAAGAAGACAGGAAGACGAGAAACUCCCCUUUCAUCAAACUUAGUGAUCCUGGCAUUAGUAUUACUGUUUUGCCGAAGGAUAUUCUUCAGGAGAGAAUACCAUGGGUACCACCUGAAUGCAUUGAAAAUCCUAAAAAUCUAAAUUUAACAACAGACAAAUGGAGUUUUGGUACCACUUUGUGGGAAAUCUGCAGUGGAGGAGAUAAACCUUUGAGUGCUCUGGAUUCUCAACGAAAACUACAAUUUUAUGAAGAUAGACACCAGCUUCCUGCACCAAAGUGGACAGAAUUAGCAAACCUUAUAAAUAAUUGUAUGGAUUACGAACCAGAUUUUAGGCCUUCUUUCAGAGCCGUUAUACGAGAUCUUAACAGUUUGUUUACUCCAGAUUAUGAACUAUUAACGGAAAAUGACAUGUUACCAAAUAUGAGGAUAGGUGCCCUAGGGUUUUCUGGUGCUUUUGAAGAUAGGGACCCUACACAGUUUGAAGAAAGACAUUUGAAAUUUCUGCAACAACUUGGCAAGGGUAAUUUUGGAAGUGUGGAGAUGUGCCGGUAUGACCCUCUGCAGGACAACACUGGAGAGGUGGUGGCUGUGAAAAAGCUCCAGCAUAGUACUGAAGAGCACCUCAGAGACUUUGAAAGGGAAAUUGAAAUCCUAAAAUCCUUACAACAUGACAACAUUGUAAAGUACAAAGGAGUGUGCUACAGUGCUGGCCGGCGUAAUCUAAGAUUAAUUAUGGAAUAUUUACCAUAUGGAAGUUUACGGGACUAUCUCCAGAAACAUAAAGAAAGGAUAGAUCACAAAAAACUUCUGCAGUACACAUUUCAAAUAUGCAAGGGUAUGGAAUAUCUUGGUACAAAAAGGUAUAUCCACAGGGAUCUGGCAACAAGAAAUAUAUUGGUAGAGAAUGAGAACAGAGUUAAAAUAGGAGAUUUUGGGUUAACCAAAGUAUUACCACAAGACAAAGAAUACUACAAAGUGAAAGAACCUGGUGAAAGUCCCAUCUUCUGGUAUGCUCCAGAAUCACUGACAGAGAGCAAGUUUUCUGUUGCCUCAGAUGUUUGGAGCUUUGGAGUGGUUCUGUAUGAACUUUUCACUUAUAUUGAAAAGAGUAAAAGUCCACCAGCGGAAUUUAUGCGCAUGAUUGGCAAUGACAAACAAGGACAGAUGAUUGUGUUCCAUUUGAUAGAACUCUUGAAGAAUAAUGGGAGAUUACCAAGACCAGAUGGAUGUCCAGAUGAGAUUUAUAUGAUUAUGACAGAAUGCUGGAACAAUAAUGUAAAUCAUCGUCCAUCUUUUAGGGACCUAGCUCUUCGAGUGGAUCAAAUAAGGGACAACAUGACUGAAUGAAAGAUAUGAUCUUCACUCUGAGACCAAAGUAGACUUACAAAUCAAAAUUUUGUAUUUCGCAUUGCUGUGGACUAUUAUUACAUAUAUUAUUUCAUAAAUCAUGAUGCUAGUCAGCAAAAAUGUGAAAAUAUCAGCUCAAAAGUUUCAAAGUUUAGUGAGUUUUUCUUAAUGAAGGUGUCAAGUAUAAGACAACGAUGAAAACUCUUGAGCAAGAAAUUUUGUAACAAGUUUCAUGAACCUUAUAAGUCAACAACACUCUUCUCUUGCAAAGGAAAAAAAGACUUUUUCAACUCAGCUUUUUGAGAAAUGAGAAACAUAAUGUAAAUUUUGAAUUGUUCAAGAUGCACAGAAUAUAUAUGUACAGUUUUUACCACCAUUAAUGUAUUAUACUUUGGCAUCUUGUGUGAUGUUUUACACAAGGGCUGGUGUUCAUUCAUAAUGUUUUCUAAUUUUUCCAUAGUUGAUCUACAAUAACUUCACCAUAAACAGAAAGUAUGAUUCUCAGAUAACUGAGUAAGCACCUUGGUGUCCUUGUUCGUUUAUAUCACUGGCCAGCAGUAUAAGCAGGUGUAUACUUUCAGCUUGUAGUUUCAUGUACUGUAAAUAUUUUUCAAAGCAAAGGGAACAAAUGUCUAGAUUUAUUUGUAUAGGAAAUUUUCCUUACCCUAAAGAAUACAUUUUUGAAUUGGAACAAGCUUACAAAGACACAACACAAUCUAUUUUCUUAUUUGUUUCCCUUGUAUCUAUUUGUGGUGAAUGUGUUUUUUAAAUAGAACCGUCUCCAAAUAUUUUUAAGACUACAAUGAACACUUGGCUUUUAAAAGUUUGAAAUUAAGAAUACCAAGAAUAGUGUCAUCCUUUAGAGCUGUUGACUGCCAAUAAGUUUCUUCAGUCCCCAGGAACCUGUGGUCAUGCAUUAAAUUUAAGCAUAAGCCAUAAAACUUUUUAAAUUGUAUAAGCUUAUUAUGAUACAUAAUGGGUUAGAAAUAUUUUUUCUAAAGACUGUCUAUUUGAGGGGUUUCAUAGUUCUCUAUUGCAAGUCACAGAAGAUAUUUCCUUGUGUUAAAGAGUCUUAUACAGAAGAGAUAAAGUAAGUAAAUUGGUGAAAAAGAAUGCUUAUUUUAUUUCAGAAUUCCAGUAGAGCAUUUAUAAUGUGUAUCUUUAAGAAAAUGAGAGUAUACAUAUUUUCAGUUAAAUAGAAAGGAUUUUUUUUUGUCAUCAUGUUUUAUUUCUACUCCAUUUUAGAUGCCAUACAUAAAAUAAAAUAUGGUAGGAUUUUUUGGUGUGUUGAUUUAUCAAAUCUAAAAUACUUGGUAUUUUGGCAUAAAAGAAAGUAGUUUAUUUUCAGUGGUCGAUUUUUUAAAAUUUGUACUUAAGACUUCUGAUUUGUUUGAAAGGAAGGAAAGGGAAUAAAUGCAUUUCACAUUUAUUAUUUUUAAAGCAUUUUUAGUAGUUGCUAGAUGCAGAAAUCAUCUAAAAAUGACAGUGUUUUAUAUUUUUAAAAAGGUUUCUCAUAGAUAUUUUGAAGAAGGCUGAAUAUAAUUUUUAUUUAAUUUGUAAAGACUUCUCAAGGAUUUUUAUAUGAAAGUAAGAGAUCUUCCAUUCUACUUUUCAUGAGAGAAGUAGUAUAUAGUACAUUAUGCUUGAUUUUAGAUUUUUGUACCAAAAUUUUAGUAUUUAAAAUAUAAUCUUCUCAGAGGUCUAUAACGUUUUGUUUGUUUUUAAAAACAAGGAUGUGAACUAGAUGUCUUUAAACAUUUUUCAUGUUUCGCUUUUUAAUUUUAGAUAAAGAAUGCCACAGACCCAUUCUUAAGUUUUUAGAGUGAGAUGACUACAUUAUAAAAUUUCAAGUUUUCAGGAAGUAUCUUUUGCAUUGAGAGUUAGUAAUAUAUUAAAUUUUGAUCCUGAAAAUUUAUCAAAAGGAAUUCACAUUGCUGCUGUUUAGUUGGUUCUGCAUAAGAAACAGGUAAGUAAUUACUGUGCCACUUUAUCCCAAAAUGUUUCUUCACAUGAAUAUUCUUUAAAAAUGUGGCUAGAAGUUUUUUGUAGAAUUCUAUAAUUCUGUAAAUAUUCCAGGGUAUUAAGUUAUACAGUCUUUAUAUAAAUAACUGCCUGCUUCUGUAAGUACUUGCUUUGGUAGAGUCACUUUUUCAUGCUAUUUAUAAACGCUGUCAGUAGCACUGUAAUAUGCUGUGCAAGAAUACUUUCUUGUAAUUCAAGAAGCCUACUUUCAAGUCAGGUGAAAUUUUUAUCCUAACUGUAACUUCUGAUAAAAUUUUAUUUAAACAGUUUUUUUUAUGCAAGAGACAUGAGAACAUACCUACAUUUCUUUAUCUGGGGAGCCAUUUUCAUGUCUGGAUUGUUUUAUGUGCUUAAUUUAUUGAGACUAUGUUAAUUUCUUUAUUGUUCCUUUGGCAUGUUCCCACAAAAUUGAAAUAUUGAUGUAAUAAAAAUUCAGAAGUUA